Durio zibethinus is the source of this 856-nucleotide messenger RNA. RefSeq names its product protein PLANT CADMIUM RESISTANCE 10-like. The record is from RefSeq and is a predicted model, not a curated record. NCBI's taxonomy places the organism in Eukaryota, Viridiplantae, Streptophyta, Magnoliopsida, Malvales, Malvaceae.
UUUGUUUUCAAUAUUGCACCAUUCAAAUGUACACUUUGGCAAUGUCUAAAAAAACAGUGAUGGUUUGAGUGUCCUAUUAUCGCCAUCAGUAUCAGAGGCUCCAAAUUCGAUCCUUUCAUCGCCAGUCACAAGAGAAAAUAUAGUUUCCGAUCACAAUCAAGAUGAAAAGUCGAAGCGGCUAUGUCCCACCGCCUUAUAUACCCUUGGGACAGUCGGACGAAGCGCUUCCUCGUCCUGCUGAGGAGGGGGAGAUGGAUGGAGAUUGUGAACCAAGGCCGUCGCCAUCGCAGCCGCACUCGCAAUCCCAGACUCAGUUUGUUCAGUGGUCUUCUGGAAUCUGUGCUUGUUGCGAUGACAUGCAGAGCUGUUGUAUAGGUCUUUUUUUCCCCUGCUUUUUGUUCGGAAAGAAUGCUGAAUUUUUGGGUUCUGGUACUUUAGUCGGAUCCUGCGUCACCCAUUUCAUUCUUUGGGCUUUUAUAAACACUGUCUGCUGCGUGUUAACUCAAGGCCUUUUAUUGGCCUUACCUGGAUGCUUUGUCUCUAGUUAUGCUUGUGGGUACAGGAGGGCGCUUCGAUCCGGAUACAACUUGCAGGACGCACCUUGUGGGGACUUUGCUACUCACUUUUUCUGCCAUCUAUGUGCCAUUUGUCAAGAGUACAGGGAGAUUUGUGGGAGGGCGGGGGACUGUAAACCCCCUGAUCUUAAUCUGGCUGUGGUCACUGCACCAGCCAUCCAGACAAUGGAAUCAUCAAGUCUCUAGUAAUAAAAUGCUGUUGCUUCAAUUUUCUUUAUGUUCAGCGCCUGUUACAAGAUGCUCUAUGGUCAUGUACAAAGAUGGUCGAGACUGGUUUGAGG